GCCUCCUGCGCUCGGGGGCGAAUUAUAAAGUGGCUCCGGCCGCCGCAACCCGGCCGGCGAGGGAGGCAGGCGAGGCAGGCGCCCGGACCCUGGGCUGCAGCCGCGGCGACGCCGAGGACCGCGACGGUCAGCCCCGGCUGCCUCCAGCCUGCUCGCCUCUCCUCUCCGUCCAGAGUCCGCCCGGGACGUGCGCUCUCUGACCAUCCUGCGCUCCGAGCAGCCUCAGCCCCAUGGCGCCGUUCCUGCGACUCUGCACUUGGCUGCUGGCGUUCAGCCCCGGGCUCCUGGCGACCGUGAGGGCAGAAUGCAGCCAGGACUGUGCGACGUGCAGCUACCGCCUGGCGCGCCCAACCGACCUCAACCCUCUGGCUUGCACACUGGAAUGUGAGGGGAAACUGCCUUCUCUUAAGACCUGGGAAACCUGCAAGGAGCUUCUGCAGCUGUCCAAGCUGGAGCUUCCGCCCGAUGGCACCAGCGCCCACCGAGAAAGUGACAAACAGGAGGAAGGCCACCUGCUAGCCAAGAAGUACGGGGGCUUCAUGAAGAGGUAUGGGGGCUUCAUGAAGAAAAUGGAUGAGCUGUAUCCUGCGGAGCUGGAGGAAGAGGCCAAUGGAGGUGAAAUCCUCGGCAAGAGAUACGGCGGCUUCAUGAAGAAGGAUGCGGAGGAAGACGACGGUCUGGGCAAUUCUUCCGACCUGCUCAAGGAGCUGCUGCGAGCGGGGGAUCACGGAGACGGGAGCCCACACCAGGAGGGCAGUGAGGACGAAGAGGUGAGCAAGCGGUAUGGCGGCUUCAUGAGAGGCCUCAAGAGAAGCCCCCAACUGGAAGGCGAAGCCAAGGAGCUGCAGAAGAGGUACGGGGGCUUCAUGCGGAGGGUGGGCCGCCCGGAGUGGUGGAUGGACUAUCAGAAAAGGUACGGUGGCUUCCUCAAGCGCUUCGCCGAUUCCCUGCCCUCGGACGAAGACGGUGAAGGCUACUCAAAGGAGGUUCCCGAGAUGGAGAAAAGAUAUGGUGGAUUUAUGAGAUUCUGAUCCCCUUCCCCAGCAGGGAGCCCAACCCCCCACCCCGCCCCUGUUCCCCCCCACCCCCACCCCCCCCCGCAAGCCUUCCUCCAUCCCCCAGUGAGACACUGCUGGGCUGUUGUGUUUUACUGUCCUGUGCUGCUUGCCUUCUGUGGUUGACUUGAUUGCAUAAUUCACUACACAAUCUGAAAGCUGUCCUUUCAGGUCCUGUGUUCUUUUGAGAAUCUUUCUGCUCAAUAUUGGUCUCUUGGUCUCUAGUAUUGCAACUGUCUUGUUUUCAUGCUGAAACUGUUUCUGUUCUUACCUUGUCCUUUGUUUUGGACAAACGCCCAUAAAUGCUGACUUGUACAUAGAUACAAUAAACCCAUUACCCCAACUGCA
Phacochoerus africanus (Common warthog) is the source of this 1403-nucleotide messenger RNA. It is a transcript of the gene PENK, whose product is annotated as proenkephalin. NCBI's taxonomy places the organism in Eukaryota, Metazoa, Chordata, Mammalia, Artiodactyla, Suidae. Gene Ontology annotation, cellular component: neuronal cell body; dendrite; plasma membrane. The transcript has 3 exons. Gene Ontology annotation, molecular function: opioid receptor binding. The record is from RefSeq and is a predicted model, not a curated record. Bases 231 to 1031 code for a protein of 266 amino acids. Gene Ontology annotation, biological process: chemical synaptic transmission; neuropeptide signaling pathway; sensory perception.